UUUCAACCGACGACGGAAUCCGUUGCGCCGCACGCGGAACGAAACGCGGCCGUCGGACGGCCGGUAAUCCGGGGGACGCGCUGUCGCGACGACGGCGGUUCCGCCGACGUUCCGUCGGGCGCGACGCGACGCGACGCGGUUUCCGGGGCUACGUUCCCGCGCGAGCGGCGUGCGCGGGACCGUCGGCGGAAUUCGCGGCGGGUUUGUUUGUUUUUUGUUUACGGUUUUGUUUGUGUUUUUUGUUUGUUUUGUUUUCGUUUUUUUUUUUAUCCGGGCCGCACCGGUUCGCGGAAGUCCUUUUUUCACCGUUACAUUAGCGCGCCGUUUUCGACGAAUCUCGAUCCGCGUCGCUCGCCGCGGCGGCGGCGGCGGCGGCACGGGGAUAAAAAUAACUUCGAUGUGUAUAUACGUAUGUAUAAAGGACACCGCUCGCCGGAAGCUUUAAUGCCGUAAUAGACAUCUUUAAUUUUAUUCGUCACUGCAGCGACGCGCGACCUAUACGUCGGUUACACUGCGUCGUAACGUCGCGGCGAUAACGGGACGUAUACUGUCGGUUUUUCCGUACCUUUUCCGAUUGUGUUUUUUUUUUUUUUUUUCUCUUUGAAAUCCGGAGAAUCCGAGGAUCCCAUCCACUUACGUAUGGAUAGACGUCUUUCGAAGGACGUCGAUCGAACCGAAUCCGAAAAAGAAAUCCGGAUUGAUUUUCGUCGCGGUUUUUUGUUGUUGUUUUAGUUUUCUGUUUGUUUUUUUUUUUCUUCUUUUCUUUGGAAACGGAAAGAAAAAAUACACAGGCGACGAAAUAGAGCGUUGCCGGAUCUCGUUGUCGUACCGUCCGUAUAAUACUGCGUGCUUUUACGCGUCGUGUAGCGACCGGAGCGGGAUAAUAAUUGUGCAUAUAACGCAACUACUACGACGACGACGUGGACGAGGAGGAGGCGACGGAACGAUACGGCGUCGCGGAUGUGCAGCCGACGGGUUCGAUUCGCGGCGAUUCCGAACGGACGAUUCGACGUGUGUUUUCUUCUUUUUUUUUUUUUCGAAACGGGGUGGCGAUUAAGGUGUUGCGACGGUUUCGUCGUCGUGGACGACAAGUGACGAGGAUAACGACGAUCGACGUUGAGGAUAACGCUGAAUAUCGUCGGGGGAAAGUGACCGGCGCGUUAGAAAUGACGUUUUUCAAGGGUGCCGUGGUGAUGUACGACAGCACAAGCUGUUCGUACGCUGGGGCGCUAGACUUGAAGGGAGCCGGAUCCGGAGCGGCUAUCGGCACCGCGGGGUCGGGGGUCAAGCAGGAGAACUGGCCGUACCGCGGCCUCGCGUGCGGAAGCACCUUUCAGCAGCUGAAGCAGAGCGUGGAGAAGGCGAAACAGGCGCUCGCCGACCGCGGUGGUUACCUGGCCGGCGCUUUCUCACCACCUCCAAGGGCCAAUCCAUCCGCUGUAUCGCCGAACGCGUCCAUAGCCGAUGCCAGCAGUUCGUACAAAGGUGGCUGGAGCCACGCAGCCUCGCCAGCGCCCGGCCAGGGAUAUGGCAGUAGUCUUUCGAAAUCCGCGCUUGACACGCAUUCGCACCUCAGGCAACCCGAUCCUUACCAAAUGUUCGGAGCGACCAGCAGCCGACUGGCGAGUUCCGGUUCCGGUCAGAUUCAGCUUUGGCAAUUCCUGCUGGAGUUGUUGUCGGACUCGGGUAACGCCGCCUGCAUCACGUGGGAGGGUACGAACGGCGAAUUCAAACUGACCGACCCGGACGAGGUGGCCAGACGAUGGGGCGAGAGGAAGUCCAAGCCGAACAUGAACUACGACAAACUGUCGAGGGCCUUGAGGUACUACUACGACAAGAACAUAAUGACGAAGGUGCACGGGAAGAGGUACGCGUACAAAUUCGACUUCCAGGGAUUGGCAGCGGCUACCCAACCGGCGGCCGCCGAUCCGGCGGCCUACAAAUACCAGAGCGAACUCUUCAUGUCCGGAUACGGUCACGCCAAGCUCAACCUGAUGCCGCCGCCGGCCGCCUCCGUUUCCGUCUCCGUACCCGGCGGCCUCUUCCAGUCCGCCUCGACCUACUGGUCGAGUCCCGGGGCUAAUCUCUACGCCGGUCACCACACGGCAACGGGACACGUACCCCCCCACCUCGGGACUUACCCCCACUACACAUGACCCACCGCCGAGCACUGGGGCGCCCUGGGGGCCCCACGUUGAAAUUUCGUCAACCUGCAGGAAUACGUUCGCGAGUUUCGCACGACCCGCAGUGCUGUGCCCAGUUUUCGCCGGGACGCCGAGGUGCCCCCCAACCCCCCCCCAACCCCCACCACCACCGCCCCCCACCCCCCCGAUUUUUUCGAUCGGACCCCGAAUUCCCGUGCGACAAAUGUCCGACGCGACUCGAACCUUGACGAACGGUUGGAAACACAGAGUUUCGAGCCGAGCCUGACCAAUGCGAAAAACGGAAGGAAGGAAGGAAGGAGGGAACGUAAAAAAAAUAAAUAAAAUAAACGAAACACCGACUAAAGUAUAUUAAUCGUGUUUACAACAAAAAAAAAACAAAACAAAAAAACAAAAAACAGUAUCCGUAGACAUUUUUUUCAAUUUUCGAGUGAACUUUACGUACGGCACCGACCGAACGGGACUAUAUAGAGGAGACGUUGGUGCGCAGUGGUGAAAAUGAACGGGAUUGUAAUUGUAAAUAAACGGAGGAGAAAAAGGAAGCGGGUAAAAAUUGAGGAGGACCGCGCUCCGACGGCGGACGUUGGACGGAUGGACGGACGCCCGUCGGAUCGUGUGUACGUACGUACGACGUACGUCGCGAAAAAACAUAAUAAUAAUAAUAAAAAAGAAGAAGAAGAAGAAAAAUAAAAAAAAAAAAGGUAUAAAGAAACGACUCGUCGAAAUGUAACGCGAGGGACGUUGUGCCGUGGUCGUAAGAGUUAUAAAUAUUGCGUGUAUCAUAAAUUCUUUUAAUUUAUUCGUUGAAAUGAGAAAAGAGAACGAAAAAAAGAAGAGAGAAAGGGAUUUUUUUUUUAAAAGCAAGCGGCAAAACCUGCGGUGUGCGGGGUCCCCCCCCCCCCCCCCCUCGCCCUUUUCGUCGAAAGGGUGAAUAUUAUAAAAAUGGCAGCUGCGUAAAAGUUUUUUUUUUUUUACAAUAUCCGAUAAUAUAAUUCUAAAAGAAUAUAUAUACCUGUUAUAUAUAACCGUGGAUAAUUGAAGGCAACGCAUAUCAUCGAUUUUCAAAUUUUGAUUAACGUAUAUAAUUCGGGAGAAAAAAAAACAGUCCGAUAAAUUCUACACAUACAUAUACUAUACAGGGACGAAAUAAAAAAUCACUUCCGGUACACAGCAAAGAUUUCUCCACGCGCAGCUUCCAUUUUUUUUUUUUUUGUUUUUGUUAUUUCUUAGUUUUUCGCUCAUUUUUUCACCCCAAGUUUUGCCGCGUCUUCGAUUGAGAAAUUGAUGACAUGUGUGCGGAAAGAACAAGAACAAGAAGAAAAAGUAAAAACAGUGAAAGAGUAAUAAAAAAAAAAAUAAUAAUAAAAACUAGUAGAUAAGAAUCGAGAAGAGAAGAGAAGAAAAGGAUGAAGAAUCAAAGGACUGUGUAAUGAAUCGAUUAAAAUUGUACCUUUGUCGAGAGAAACCGUGGUAGCUCAUUAAGUCGUACAUUGUACCAUAAUACUCUGAUGUAAAAUGUAAGCAUAAUUCACGUAGCCAUAAUUAUCCUAUACAUAUAAUAAUAAUAAUAAUAACAACAACAACAACAAUACGAUACGGUGGUAUAUAUAUAUAAAUAGAAAUAUUUUAACGCGUACGGUGAAUUUUCACCCCCCGCGCGCCCGACUGUAAAUAAUACGUGUACACAUUAUACAUAUAUCUCAAUUUUAGAACCGUUGGACACAGGGACGCGAGUGUAUGCGUGUAUAUGUACAUACGAACCGGUGUUGUUCGAUCAUUAUAUACAUCGCACAUACGUACGUACAUAUAUUUGCAUAUAUUUAUCGCCUUGUUACGCAAUCGGGCCGCGGGGGAUUCCCCGUGCGACGUCGACGACGACGACGACGACGACGAUGUAGAUAGGGUGUUUUCAUGUGUAGCGAUAUAUAAGAAAAAAAAAAAAAAAAAGAAAAAAGGAAGAAAAAAUGUGGAGAGGAAACUGAAAAAAAAAAACAAACAAACAAACAAACAAACAAACAAACAAAUACCAAAAAACCGAAAAACCAAAAAACAAAUACCAAAAAAUAAUACCGAAUAGGCGCAUAGCGAUCCUAUAUACUAUAUAACUAUAUACUUAUAUAGUCGAAUGAAUGCGUGACGUAUAUAUAUAUAUAGGUAUGUAUGUGCGAAUUUUUUUUUUUUUGUGAAUGUGUUCGUGAUGAUGAAUGUAUGUGCCCGCAGCGCGCUGUGUGUGCGUUUUUAAUUUAUUGCCAACCCCUUGUUUCCGUAAAAUCUGCUGCGCGAUCUCCGCGGAUCUACGAAUCGACAAAAUUAUCCCUAAAUAUAUACAUAUAAAUGUACAACAUUCCAACAUCGUGUGGCCAAAAGAAAGGAAAUCAGACAAAAAAAAGGAAAAAAAAAAACCAACCAGGUGACGACACAAAAAGGCAAUAUAUAUACACACACAUGUGUAUAAUGUAUAGUUUUAGUGCACUAUUGUAAACAUCGUUAUUAUUAUUAUUAUUAUCGUCAUUAUUAUCAUUAUAGUCAUCGUCGCCAUUUUGUUUGCGUUUUUUUUUUUUUCGUUUUUUCGUUUUAUAUCAUCGAAACUCAGGAGCUGCUCAUCAUACGUUAUACCACAUGUACUACUGCGUACGAUAUAAAUAUGUAUAGUAGGUAUAUACAUACAUACGUGUGAAAUUCAAUCUUGGUCGCAAUUAUUAUUAUUAUUAUUAUUAUCAUUAUUAUUAUUAUUACUAUUAUUAUUGUCAUUAUUAUCGCUGUUAUCAUUAUUGAAGUAUUAUUAUUACCGUAUCGUCCUCGUCACAAUUAUUGUUAUUGAUUUUCGUUUGUUUUCGUUUACACGUGCGCCGGAUGUGUGAGUUUUAAAAAGCGUAUAGGAAUACGAUACGUUAGGUAUAUAGAUACGCUGCGAGCCCCGUGACCCCGAAGCUGAAUGUCCGAAGGGAUGAGAAUUUCGACGUCCGUUAUAUCGAAAGUGAAGAAGAAGAAUAAGAAGAAGAAUAAGAAUAAGACAGAGAAAAGUGGAUCGAGUCGCGCUUUUUUUGAGGAUGAAAAAAUUGAUGCAGUAUAAUCAGGAUUUCGGCGCUCGGGUUCCGCGGGGCUAGCCCCGUUGUUGUUCUUGUUGUCGUGCGCUUGUAUUAAAGUCGCCAUGUUCUAAUUAAACGAGCCGAUGGGGUUGUAUCAGUCAUCGGCGAAAUCAA
Molecule: messenger RNA, 5365 nt
Organism: Athalia rosae (coleseed sawfly)
Lineage: Eukaryota; Metazoa; Arthropoda; Insecta; Hymenoptera; Athaliidae
Gene: Ets65A
Product: transcriptional regulator ERG homolog
Exons: 6
Coding region: 1167-2156 (329 amino acids)
Biological process (GO): cell differentiation; regulation of transcription by RNA polymerase II
Cellular component (GO): nucleus
Molecular function (GO): DNA-binding transcription factor activity, RNA polymerase II-specific; sequence-specific DNA binding
Source: RefSeq, a predicted model, not a curated record